Messenger RNA from Staurois parvus, 547 nucleotides. Lineage: Eukaryota; Metazoa; Chordata; Amphibia; Anura; Ranidae. The record is from the annotation of a GenBank genome assembly.
CAGGCGGGGCGGCGGGCACCGAGUCACCAGGCACAACCGUGGGCUCCGAGUCAACUGGGAUGACCGCUGGCACUGGGUCAGACAUUGGAUCGUCUGGCUGGACAGCGGGCAUCGGGUCACCAGGCAUCAGGUCAUUUGGCUCGACAGCGGGCACCGCGUCAUCUGGCAAGGCAGUGGGCUCCGAGUCAACUGGUAUUGGAUCGUCUGGCUGGACAGCGGGCACUGGGUCACCAGGCAUCAGGUCAUUUGGCUUGACAGCGGGCACCGCGUCAUCUGGCAAGGCAGUGGGCUCCGAGUCAACAGGCACGACAGUGAGCACCGGGUCAUCAGGUACAGGAUUGUCUGGCUCGACAGCGGGCAUCGGGUCACCAGGUAUGACAGCGGGCACUGGGUCACCAGGCAUCAGGUCAUUUGGCUCGACAGCGGGCACGGAUCAGGUACCGGAUCAUCUGGAUCAACAGCGGGCAUCGAGUCAACUGGCCUAAUAGGAUCGUCAGGCUGGAUCAGUUCAUCAUGCUGGGUAGAGGCAUCAGGCCGAGUAGAGGCA